GGGUAAGUUUCACUUGCCGUUCGCAACGCGGAUGGAAUCAUUUCAUCCUUAUUUUUCAUUGAAAGUUAAACAAAGAUAGGUAACGCUCACGAGCGUUGCGAACGGCAAGUGGAACUUACCUCCCUCCACUUGCUUGUGUGCAUUCUGUAUCCCACCCAACACUGCUCUCCUGUCUCAUAGUGCUCCAUACGAAGUGAAUUAACACUUUAACUUCCAAGAGCUUUAGUAAAAAUACUAAUUUCAAGAUGACUAUGGCAAUGCUGCAACGUCGCGCCAAUGUAAGGCUACCACCUGAGGUAAACAGAGUGCUGUAUAUCCGUAAUUUACCGUAUAAAAUUACGGCUGAAGAAAUGUAUGACAUUUUCGGCAAAUAUGGAGCUAUUAGGCAAAUUCGAGUAGGAAACACUGCUGAAACAAGAGGCACAGCAUUUGUCGUAUAUGAAGAUAUAUUUGACGCAAAGAAUGCGUGCGAUCAUUUGAGUGGUUUCAAUGUAUGCAAUCGUUAUUUGGUGGUGUUGUAUUAUCAAAGCAAUAAGGCAUUCAAACGUAUCGAUGUUGACAAAAAGAUGGAAGAUCUGGAUAAAUUGAAAACAAAAUAUAAUCUAAAUGAGGAAAAAAAAUAAGUGACUUGCAAGAACUAUGAAUUAUUAAUAUACAAACAGAAGUAUUUAUAAAACGCACUACAUUCAUAUGGAUAUUAAUAUGUGUACAAACUCUAAAAAUUUGUUGUGUAAGUAAAAUAAUCAAGUACAAAAAUAAUAUUUGUAUGCACACUUAUAAAUUUGAUACAGAGAUGAUAAGAAUAUUAUUAAUAUAAGUUAUUACAAAUAUUACUGUAAGUUUUAAAUGUAUAUUGGAUAAUUAAGUGUGAAUGUAAGAUAUUGAAGAGUUAGAUUUACUGUAUGAUGUGUAAGUUAGCAUGUGAUGGAGGUAUAUCUGACGACAAGCAGGAAGAUAUAAAUAUAUAAGUUGCUCAACGACACGAUAACAAUA
Messenger RNA from Pseudomyrmex gracilis, 993 nucleotides. It is a transcript of the gene Sf3b6, whose product is annotated as splicing factor 3B subunit 6-like protein. Lineage: Eukaryota; Metazoa; Arthropoda; Insecta; Hymenoptera; Formicidae. The transcript has 3 exons. Gene Ontology annotation, cellular component: cytoplasm; nucleus; ribonucleoprotein complex. The coding region runs from base 246 to 623 and encodes 125 amino acids. Gene Ontology annotation, molecular function: mRNA binding. The record is from RefSeq and is a predicted model, not a curated record.